Molecule: messenger RNA, 2288 nt
Organism: Vitrella brassicaformis
Lineage: Eukaryota; Vitrellaceae
Source: the annotation of a GenBank genome assembly
GAAAGACGCUCCUUGGCACAGAGGAAGGCAGCUGCUGUGAUCGCCCAACGUGUCAGCAUUUCCGACUGAUUUCGUUUCCUGAUCUCGCCUGCCUCAUGUGCUGAUCUUGCCGCAUCAUGUGCCAGUUCCGAUGCUCUGCGGUCCUCCUGACCUCUUUCAUCAUCGCCCACCCCUCACUUGCUGCCCAGGAUGCCUUGCUGCCGACAAGCCUUCAGGCAGCCUUCGUCCCAUCAGCAGUGCGGUCAUCGCUGCGUCUACCACGGCAACUGAAGCCUUCUCGGCUACCGCGUCUAUCGUCUGACGGUCCUCCCGUGAGCGAUGACGACGCAUCUUUCACUCUUACUGUUGACAAGCCGGGGGAGCAAGCAGCACCGAGCCCUCCUAUUGCACCGAAGGGCGCCCGUGUCUUGGACAGUGAGUGACUGACCAACACAUCUUUACUUUACCUUGCCGGUAUCUGUCUUCAUGUGUGUCUUAUGUAUUGUGCGUGCCCAUCCGUGCAGACUUCGGCACAAUUCCUCUGAAAAUACAGAGCGCUAUCAUUUACCUGAAUGAGUGGGUCCUCAAGAACGAGAACCGACCUGACGCUCAGCCGCUGAUACAGGCGCUGUCGCGACCGCCGGCUGCAUCAAGUGAGCGACCGAUGGGAUGAGGACACUGUCACAUUUGUUUGCAUGUUGCUCUCGUGUGUGUGGGUGCUUGUCUGGGUAGGCAACCUCGAUGCGAACGACCCCAUGAGUCUCCGCGACUCCGUCAACAUCCAGAAGGGGAAGUUUGAGGAGGGCGAGGCCAUCACUGAAGAGACGUUUCAGUUCGUGCAAACGCUGCAAACCCUGGGAGAGGAGGUACGGCACAUAGACGCGGCACACGUGGGUACGCCAAGAUGUGUCUGUGUCAGGACCCCGAGUUGCUUGAGGCCUACCGCGUGCUGAAUGAGUGGCUCAUCGAGAGCAUGGGGGGGACGGAAGCCACGCAGGUACGCAUACAUUUCCCCCAGGGGUAGACCAUCCAGAAAUGUUCAUGUUGAUUCACGUCAGGCGGCUCUCGAGAGGAAUGUUGAGAAGUACGAGACCAUGCUGAGGGAACAGAGCUCUCCGGAUGCCACACGAAUGGCCGCGCUGUCCCUCCCAUCUGACGGAAAGCCGUUCGGCAGCCUUACACGGCCUCUGUCUCGCUCACCGGUAAGGCGCCACAAAGGGGGCGAAUUCUCGCUUUAUACAAACUGUAGUCCGUCAUGUGUAUGCAGAGACUGUCUCGCGGUCUUUCAAGGCUGUUUGGUGGUCGAUCCUUCAGCCUCCCUCUUACGCGUCUUCGGGCUACCCGAGAGGCACUUUCGAUAGGCCAAGAAACCGAGACCACAGAGACCGAGGCCACCACACAGCCACAGGCCAUCGCACAGACGCCAGUGAAGAAGAAACGGAGGUGGGCAUCGAAUGACUGCAUGUGGUGAAAGUGGAUUAUUGAUUGUGUGUUCUUCGUGCGUAUGCAUGCAUUUGUCAGAUGGGGUCUGUCUGAGUUUGCGACUUUGGCGUCCAUCUUGUGUGCCCUCGACUGCACCGUGCUUCCUGCUUUCAUGGCCACCGUGCCGAUUCUUGGACUGGCGUCACCUGACAAGUUCGCCGCCCUCCACGCGCUCUCACACAAGGUACAGACAGACAGACCCACAACACGAGGACGUGCGCGUCAUCUCGUCGCUCGCGUGUUCUGCAUUCGUUUCAGCUUGCCUUGUACGUCAUGGUUCCGAUCGGUGCGAUGGCCGUCGGCAGCAACUAUGCGCAACACAAACGGUUCCCUCUGGCACUCUGGGGCGUUCUGGGCGUGGCUGCCAUCUUCGCAGCCCACGUUGAUGUUGCAAGCGUCCUGGUGGGCGUUCCUGCGUCUAUCGCUCUGUGGAUCCAUUCGAAGCAUCAGCUGAUCAGCGUCUUCGGUGCGGCCAACCUGAUCGCCAGCAAUUACUACAGUCACCAGCUGACACAUGACCACGACGAACACGGGCAUUGCUGCGACCACAAACACUGACAUUCAGGCAGGCGAGUAGCCAAGAGUGGUUUUUGUAGUUUGACUCAUCGAGGAAAUGGUAGGGGGGCGCGCGUGUAGGGUUUAUGGUUGAAGGAAAGGGCCGAGGGUAUGUGGCUUAAGCUAAGAGAGUGGGGAGUGUCAAGAUGUGCUGUCGGGUGGUGCGAUUUUUAUUGACUGACUUAUCGCUCUUGUUGCUCUGAUUCAUGACAUGACAGAUUGAGAGGAGGGGAACACAGGCUGCAUGAACAAAUAAUUCAACUGGUCCACUG